AUGGUAACGAUGCUGCUUGAUCUUCUCCAUUCAGGUAUCUCAAGGGACAACUGGCACAAACGCUGCAAGACCGGUGGCAAACGCAAGCCCUACCACAAGAAGAGGAAGUAUGAGCUCGGUCGUCCUCCUGCAAACACAAAGAUUGGACCUCGUCGUAUCCACACGGUGAGGGUUCGUGGUGGGAACAAGAAGUACCGUGCUCUGAGGUUGGAUGUUGGAAACUUCUCAUGGGGCUCUGAGUGCUGCACACGCAAGACCAGGAUCAUCGAUGUGGUCUACAAUGCCUCCAACAACGAGCUGGUCAGAACCAAGACCCUGGUGAAGAACUGCAUCCUCCUUAUCGACAGCCUUCCCUUCAGGCAGUGGUAUGAGGCUCACUACGCCACUCCUCUGGGACGCAAGAAGGGAGCCAAGCUGGUACGUCAAUAUGUGAACUUUACAGUUGGUGAAGGUUGAAAUGCUCACAUUAAC
Cololabis saira (Pacific saury) is the source of this 471-nucleotide messenger RNA. Its product is annotated as small ribosomal subunit protein eS8-like. Gene Ontology annotation, biological process: maturation of SSU-rRNA from tricistronic rRNA transcript (SSU-rRNA, 5.8S rRNA, LSU-rRNA); translation. The coding region runs from base 1 to 456 and encodes 151 amino acids. The record is from RefSeq and is a predicted model, not a curated record. Gene Ontology annotation, cellular component: ribosome; cytosolic small ribosomal subunit. The transcript is spliced from 4 exons. Lineage: Eukaryota; Metazoa; Chordata; Actinopteri; Beloniformes; Belonidae. Gene Ontology annotation, molecular function: structural constituent of ribosome.